GGUUAAAAGAAGCAAGGACAUGUUGCGGGGGGAACCUUUUUUUUGGGGUAACACUAACCCUGCUUGUACUGCCAGGAAUGUGUCGAGUCGAUUCUACCAGGAUUUAGGAUCGAGUUCCCUCGAUGCCGAGAAGAAUGCCCGAUCACUGUAUUCAUGUGGCCCCAGGGCGGUUUAACUGCCGAUACUCAAGCCUCUCAGGUUAGCGAAGGUCCUGCAGAGCGUGUGACGGGGUAACCAAGAUAAUUCUCCGCAUUUUGUGGGGAACCCCGUGCGACGAUCUUUGGGAUGUGGAGACCUCAAUUUGAAAGAUGACAGUGACCUGUCCACUCAGCGCUGCUGGAAAUUCCCUCCCUCAUCCCGGCUUUUCCUUGUCGGUCAUGAUUGGGAAGUUUAUCACGUCACGACCAAGCUUCUGACAUGCUAAUUCCCUACUAGUAGUAGGUCCUCCUAAGCUAAUGAUGGUACAUUCCUUCGGCCAAACUUCGGGGAAGCCCUAGAUAAAGCACGGGAUAUGGUCCGAUCUUCAGGUACCGACGGAUUGAAACAUCAAUCGGUGUGCUCCGUACUGUCAGCAGUCUCCGGUAUGUCCGAGCCAGCUACAUAUAUAAAGUCACCAAGCCCACAGCAGAGGAAAAUGUCUCCGUGAACCACAACCACACCCAGCCAGUAUGCCUUCACUUCGUCGGCUUCUGCCUUUUCUUACUGCGGGCUCUGCUGCUCUAGCAAGCCAAGAUGCGUUCCAAGACAAGUGUACUAGUUUUGCAGACAAAAUCAACCUGCCUAAUGUGCAGGUGAAUUUUGUCAAUUAUGUGCCUGGAGGCACCAAUCUUUCUUUACCAGAUAAUCCAACCAGUUGCAACACAGCUUCUCAAGUAGUGUCCGAGGAUGUCUGCCGCAUUGCCAUGGCUGUCGCAACCUCGAACAGCAGCGAAAUCACUUUGGAAGCGUGGCUCCCAAGAAAUUAUACCGGUCGCUUCCUGAGUACGGGCAACGGAGGUCUUUCAGGCUGUAUUCAGUACUAUGAUCUAGCGUACACCUCCGGCCUAGGCUUUGCCACGGUCGGUGCUAACAGCGGCCAUAACGGAACAUCCGGAGAGCCUUUUUAUCACCACCCCGAGGUCCUCGAAGACUUUGUACAUCGUUCAGUCCACACUGGUGUCGUGGUUGGCAAGCAAUUGACAAAGCUCUUCUACGAGGAAGGGUUCAAGAAGUCGUACUACCUUGGUUGCUCCACUGGUGGCCGGCAGGGCUUCAAAUCCGUUCAGCAAUACCCCAAUGACUUCGACGGUGUUGUGGCCGGUGCACCGGCAUUCAAUAUGAUCAACCUCAUGUCAUGGAGUGCCCACUUCUACCCAAUCACGGGGCCAGUUGGGUCAGACACAUACCUAUCCCCUGACCUGUGGAACAUUACGCAUAAGGAGAUCCUGCGUCAAUGCGAUGGCAUCGAUGGAGCAGAGGACGGCAUUAUCGAAGACCCGAGCCUUUGCAGCCCGGUUCUUGAAGCGAUCAUCUGCAAGCCCGGUCAAAACACCACCGAGUGUCUAACUGGCAAGCAAGCCCACACCGUUCGCGAGAUUUUCUCCCCGCUUUACGGAGUGAACGGUACCUUGCUUUAUCCCCGCAUGCAGCCUGGCUCUGAGGUGAUGGCUUCUUCCAUGAUGUACAAUGGCCAGCCUUUCAAGUAUAGCACGGACUGGUACCGCUAUGUUGUCUACGAAAACCCCAACUGGGAUGGCACCAAGUUCACAGUCCGCGACGCAGCCGUCGCUUUGAAGCAGAACCCAUUCAACCUCCAGACCUGGGACGCAGACAUCUCCGCUUUCCGCAAGGCAGGCGGCAAGGUCCUCACCUACCAUGGGCUCAUGGAUCAGCUCAUCAGCUCGGAGAACUCCAAGCUUUAUUAUGCGCGCGUCGCGGAAACCAUGAACAUGCGUCCGGAACAACUGGACGAGUUCUACCGCUUCUUCCAGAUCAGUGGAAUGGCCCAUUGCAGCGGAGGUGAUGGAGCGUACGGCAUUGGAAACCAGCUCGUAACCUAUAACAAUGCCAAUCCUGAGAACAACGUUCUCAUGGCUAUGGUGCAGUGGGUGGAGGAGGGCAUCGCCCCGGAGACCAUCCGUGGCGCUAAGUUUAGCAAUGGCACAGGUUCGGCCGUGGAGUAUACUCGCAAGCACUGCCGCUACCCUCGCAGGAAUGUAUACAAGGGACCAGGGAACUACACUGAUGAGAACGCCUGGCAGUGCGUUUAGAUUGUUGAAGUGUUGUACAUAUAUAUAUAUAUAUUUAUAGAGGCAAGAUUUUUGUAUGUCUUGAUAA
Molecule: messenger RNA, 2316 nt
Organism: Aspergillus caelatus
Lineage: Eukaryota; Fungi; Ascomycota; Eurotiomycetes; Eurotiales; Aspergillaceae
Gene: faeB-2
Product: putative feruloyl esterase
Exons: 2
Coding region: 669-2249 (526 amino acids)
Source: RefSeq, a predicted model, not a curated record